Messenger RNA from Mizuhopecten yessoensis (Yesso scallop), 4664 nucleotides. RefSeq lists its product as uncharacterized. Gene Ontology annotation, molecular function: DNA-binding transcription factor activity, RNA polymerase II-specific; RNA polymerase II cis-regulatory region sequence-specific DNA binding. Gene Ontology annotation, biological process: regulation of transcription by RNA polymerase II. The transcript is spliced from 6 exons. Bases 144 to 2864 code for a protein of 906 amino acids. The record is from RefSeq and is a predicted model, not a curated record. Gene Ontology annotation, cellular component: nucleus. NCBI's taxonomy places the organism in Eukaryota, Metazoa, Mollusca, Bivalvia, Pectinida, Pectinidae.
UGUUCAGAAGAAGAACAACAGGGUCGCCAUUUUCCACAAGUCUUUGACAGCUACCGCCAUUGGCGUCAUAAACCUUAACUGAUCGAACUACAUGGAUAGCAGAUAAAAGCGAUGUACAGUUCUCUACCGGAGCGUUUACGACAAUGAGAAGAAGCAGAAUGCCAGAAGACACCAAGCUUGGAAUGCACCCCUAUUCUGCAGAGGGCUGUCAAAUUCCCCAACUGCCCACCCUCUCCAUUGACACCAUGACACUGAGCCAAUUGCGUGACCUUAUACCUUGCCUUUUGUCGUCGGUUCGAGGAAAGGCAGCUGACUUAGCUGGAACAGAUGCAAAACCAGACUGGUGGCCUUCUGACAUCCCGUGGAGUGACACCAAGACAGACAUUACCCAGCAAGAGACUGUCUGGACAGAAAUGCUGCGGAAUGUGGUGAGAAGUUGUUACAAACACAUGGGCCAGGAAAGCUCACUGCGGUCGAAAGUACAGGCUAAAACACGCAGCUCGCAAAGUUUCCCGGUGCUUCAGUCAUACCUUCAGCAUGCAGCCAGAGUUAAACCAGGGAAAGGAAAGAAAUCUAACGCUAGACCAUAUGCAGAGAUCUAUGUCUGCUUCUUCUGUGAGAAGGAGUUCCAGGACCGUAGUGAGAUGCGACAACACCAGGAGAAGUGUGUGGAGCGACCGCCCUCCCUUCAGGUUGUUGGUACACCUCCACGUCAGAUGAUGUCUCCCCAGGGCCCUCCACACAUCAGCCCCUCCCCAAAAUUAUUAUUCUCAGAAAAAAAUAUUCGGCCAUCAAAAGAUUUGUUUAUCGGACUGAUCAACUUAGUCCCUCAGAAAAAAGCAGAGAGGAUUCGUGCAAAACACAGAUACAGUCAGGAAAUAGAUUGUGAGAAAAUUGACCUUGAUGAACCAAUGUCUCCAACUACACCACGCACUCCUAAGUCUCUCAUCUCCCAGCUGAGUCGUGAUGACAGUGCAGCUACAUCGAAGAAGCGUUUGAGCUACUCUGAGCCUGUGGACAAUAGUGAUCGCGAGAGUGUGGCAAGUGGGAGUUGUGAGGAGGGCGAGGGUGGGACAGUUCAGAAGGGGAAGUCCCUCCUAUCCAUUGAUCUGUCGUCCUUACUGGGCCAGAGGAUACAGAAACAUAUACACACAGAAAGUGGACUACUGGUUAUACCAAAUGCAGAACAGUUCUGUAAAACACCAGUUAAAAAUGACACACUCGGUAAACUGAGGCAUAGAGUUGUGACAUUCCCAGUGACAUACAAAGCAAGGAAGAAAUAUGUGGGUAAUUUUACACACGAGUACACAUUCAGUAGUCGACAGAAGAGAGACCGUUAUAGUCGAGUGAAAACUGGACUGAACAAAUCAAGUCAAAUGCUCCUGAAGAGUCUGCCACAGUGUAAGGUGUCCUUGGAACGUCUUAACAACAAUGAUUUAUGGCAUUGGAUGUCACGGUACAUGUACAACAAGCUGAAAGGCAUCAAGUCUGCGGUGGUGGAAGAGGAGGCAGUGUUUCCCAAGGAACCCCUUCUCAUGUCAAAGGAGAUAGACAACCUACUUGGACUGAAGAGACGGUCCGGCAGUCACAGCAAUCCACCACUGUCUCUAGCAAAUGUUGUGUCUGAACAAGUAAACGCUGAGGCUUCCAAACAGAAACUCACCUUGUACAGGUGUCUACUGUCUGAUAUUUCUUCUUACAGUACUUUGUAUGGUAACAAGGACUUUGGUCCUAAAUCAGCAAUUGUGAAAGGUAACAAAAAUGUUCCAACAUGUGAGAAGGGCAGACAAUGCAACCUUAAAUCUCAACAGACCAAUAAGGAAUUUGUUUUGCCAGAGAAUCCCUCGCCACUUUUCAACAGUGUAGAACUGCCUGUCUUCACCAAGUCAAGAUCAGAUGAUGAAUUCUCUAUCAUCUCCAUGUCAUCUGAUGAGGAAUCGCUGAAGUCUGGGUGCUGUAUAGAAUGCCGUAGGAGAAAGCGUUUACCGCCUAUUCCUGACACAGUGUUUCGGUCUCCCUCUCUGUCCCCAUUGUCUUCACCCAACACAGACAGUAAGGCUAGACUUGUCAGGAGUGCAACACUGCCAGUCAAUAUGCCACUACAAAUAAAUCCCUACGCAUCCUCAACCAUGCUGAGAUCACCAGAUAUCUCACCGUGCAGCUGUCUCUCUUCUCCUGGCUCGGAGUACGAUCACAGAAUUUACCCCUCUCCAACCUCCUCAACCAAGAGUGGUGGUGUGUUGUCUACGGGUUCAAACAAACUCAAUGUGAAGGGAUUUCCCUCCCCAGUGAAACAUCCAUCACUUGGACAUCAGUCAGAGUUUCGUCGUACACGGUCAACCUCAGCAUUUACAGACAAUGUGUGUAAACUAGAAAGCCUGCUCACUGCCUGUAAAACGGAGGAAGCAGGAACAGUCAUGUCCUUACGUAACAGUAAGUCAUCCUCUCCUGCACAAGACAUUGUUCUGCCUCCAUCCCCCUCCUCCUGCCCAUCUCCAGGCAGCUCUAAAGAUGGUAAUGGGUACAGCUUAGUCUCACCUGUCAGAGAUAUGCCAUCAAGUGUUGAAAGCUUGUCUGCUCAGCGACGUAUUCUCAGGGCCUCACGUUCGGAGUCACCUGGUGUCUCUAUCCACACACAAAGUGAAUCCCCAAAGAAAACACUAGGUUUGCCAACACUAAGAGUUCUUUUAAAGAGCUCUGGCAUGAACCCUAAAAAGGAUUUAAUUCUUAGUCUCUCCGACUUCAGUCCGUGUACAACCAGCCCUUCUAAGUCUGUGGAACCCACACGACGGUCCAAGAGAAUUCUGUCAACAGGUUCUCCUGGGGGCAGUCCAGCCAAGCUUCGUAAGCUGGAAACAAGAUAGUGACUUCUGGUCAACACAGUCCAUGACAACCAUCUGGUCAUUCACACUGAUCUCUAUAGUGCCUGGUGACAGACCACCAUGUUUUAUUUUUAGUAUGAGUAUGACCAGACUGCCAGGCCUGUCAUCAUGAUCACUAUAAGGACUUGUAUCACAUAGCAGUAUCAUGUAACAUUCAAAACAUUACCAUCAUAUAUAUAAUUGCUCAUGAUUUUACUGGUACUUUUGUUGGUAAAUCUGUUACCAAUGGAAAAAGAUAUAGAGGAUAUUUCCAUGAAAGUUUAAUUAAGAAUCACCUGGUAACUGAAAUAUUAUCCAUUGAAUUUGUGUCCAACCUGUUUGAUGAUGAGUCUGGAAGUGCUGGCUGGUUGGUUUUCAUCAGUAAUAUAUGAUCAUGUCGGGUGAGGUCACACAGAUUUUCCAGAUCUGUAUGUUAUAUGUUUUAAUGCGUUGUUAGCCUUGGAAUCAGAGAGUUUCUGGGGAGAGCUUUUUUUAAGGAGUUUUUAAAUAUAUUUUAUGUUCUCAAUUUUCAAAGUUAUUUUCUUAAAGCUGCUCGAGUUUGACACAAGUAUGUAUACCACUUUUUAGUCCAGUGAGUAUUUUGUUUAAGCGUUUGUUCGAUAUCUGAUAUGUGAUAUUUCCCUAUGCAUGACUGAAUUAGAUGAAAUGUACAGCUGCAUUGUACAAGCUUAAGAAGCGAGGAUAGGAGCUCUCCUUCAGACAGUAUUGCUUUUUAAUCGAAAGAAUCUUUUAAUGUUAUAACAGUUACCCAACUUCAUACAGUAUUUUAUCUUGCUGGCCCUUCUGGUUGAUAAACUAUUUAUUAAAAUCGGGGAUUAGUAAGUUUAUAUAGCUUUAUUCUAAAAAAAGGAGAAUGAAAUACAGAAACAGUGAAAAACAAUGCUAACGUAUCCCUUAAUACAAGACUGUUCAGUGUGGUCAUAUUCCUGUUUUCAUUUGCCACAUAAGGUGUAUGAAUUACAUAUGUCAUCAUCCAACUUUAAAAUCAGUAUCAGUUUUUUAAAUUAAAAUAGUGCAUUUUUCUUAAUGUACAUAUUACAUUGUCCCUGUGAAGUGACUUAAUAACGUCAUUCCCACUCUUAAGCUUUACCAAGACGUUAGCAGCCAUAAAAUGGUAGCUGGAGAUUGAUUGACGGACAUUUUGUGAUUGGCCACAGUGAGUUUAAGUUUACAAAUUAAAGGUUGUUGUGUAAAUAGUGUAUAUAAGAUGUCUACAUUUUAGUGCUACUCUUGGUGCUUUGUCCACAGGAUAUCAUAUAAAUGUGUGCGAGAUAGGCAUAUGUAACAAUAGGCAAGAUGUUGGCGUUGUGUUGAAAUACAAGACUGAGAAAACUUCUAUUAAUUGAGUGGGUGAUUGGUAUGAUGUGAAGAACUUAUGAUUACAGUGACUGGUUAUUGUAUGUAUCCUGCAGUAAGCCCAAGGAAGCCAACACAUAAUCUGUUGUGCUUACUAUAGGACAAUGAAAAAGCUUUUGUUGGCAUUAUUUCCUAACUGCAAUAUAUAUUGGUGGGCUUAUUACCAAGCAUGGGCUUAUUGCCGGAUAAGUAUUGGUAAUACUUCAGUUAAUGGUGAUAAUUAUUAGAAGUUCAGAGAACGUACAUUGUACUUUUACUCCUAAAUCUGUCUCUCCUCAUCAGCUUCGGAUCACACCAUCAUGUGAGAUGUGUUGAGAUAUACCGAUGUAUAUCGGGUAUUAUCGUCCCAGUUAUCUGUUUAGUUUCAAAGACAUGAUAUUGACAUAAUUAAUUAUUAUACCCCCCCCCCCCUCCGCAACGAAGUUA